Penaeus vannamei (Pacific white shrimp) is the source of this 2525-nucleotide messenger RNA. NCBI's taxonomy places the organism in Eukaryota, Metazoa, Arthropoda, Malacostraca, Decapoda, Penaeidae. The record is from RefSeq and is a predicted model, not a curated record.
GGUGCCACUCUUGUAUUCGAGGUUGAACUUAUUUCCAUUGGUGACUCUCCGCCGGUGGUGAACGUGUUCAAGCAGAUCGAUAGCGACAGCGAUGAACAUCUGUCUAAAGAAGAGGUGAGGGCUGGUGGGAAUGGUGCUGGUGUGUGUACGUAUUACCCUCUUCUCUGGAUCUCAUCUGCUGCAGUCACCUACUUCAUUGUCAAUGGUUUAUAUUAAUUAUGACUUCCACUGUAUACAUUGAGUAACAGUUUGAAAAAAUAUAUAUCUUUGGAUUUAAGGUUACGAAGAAAAGUAUUGAGACUACUAUAAUGAUACAAUCAGGGGCAUGACUUCUGGAAAGGGUGUGGAGUGUCACUCACUCCAUCUUCAGAAAAAGCAUUUUUGGGGUAAAUCUGAAAAAUUGUGCGAUUAUGCAUUGGGCAACAAGGAAGCCCUGAAUAGCCAAGUUAUGCAUCAGACAACAGAGAAGUCUGGAAUAACCUGUUUAAUAUUUGAAUGAGGGCAUUUAUGAAAUUGAUCCAUCCAUAAAAUUGUUUUGUUAAAUAAUGCAGAACUUUACUUGAUGACAUAUUGUCAUAAGUAACUGAAAUUGUCAGUCAUGCAUCCUCAAUAGAUAAAUGAGGUUUAUUAAAGCAUGAAAGGAAGAAAUUAUUGUUUUCAUUAAUAGACAAUGAUGUCUGGUGGCUGGCAGUUUUUUCCACCCAAAUUCAGAUCAGCUGAACUUAUAACAUUGUCCUCUAAUCCAACAGAUUUAAUUUUUAAAAAUCAUUUGAUCACAUAUUUCCUGUGGAGAUAAUUAUUCUUUCAUUAAAGAUUUUCUGUUUUGUUUAUUUUUGCAUGCAUGCUUUCUCACUCUAGAUCAGUAAUAUAGACUUCUGCUAAUUAUCUUGCUCAGGUCAUUGGUUUUCAUUUUCAUAUUGUAUGAACAUCUCUACACAUUUUAUUUGAAACCACAAAAUACCCACAGUGAAGUGAAUCUGGUUUUACUUGGGAAAUAAAUCCAAAAAUGGAUGGAGAUAAUGUUUUUAAGAACAUCUGAACAUAUCGAAGGUACAAAUGAAUAGUUUAGUCUUCUGCUUUAAUGCAGUGUAAGUGCAGGGCAAUGAUAGUCACUGUUUUUAUAUCAUCUUGAUACUGUGACAGAUCUUAGUUGCUUAAAGGACUCCUUUUCUGAGGAAUCCUGUUUCAUCCAGAUAAAGCUAUUUGACUGAUAAGCCGAGGAUGAGUAUACAGAAACUGGUGUCUUUGUUGUAUGGUGUUUGUGUGUUCUAUUGUGUUGCAGAUGUGUGAUUUAAUUUUUCAUUUUGGAACUAGGAAAAUACUUUGGACAGUGAUGUUGGUUUUGGUGUUCUCAGUGUUUUAAAAGGGUGAAAUUUGAAGGACAUUAAUCCCUUAAUUCAUUGUAUUUAAAUGUAAUGACCUGUGGUCUUAGGUGCAGAUUCUUAUGUGACUAAAACCUAACACUAGCUUAAUUUUCCUUGAUAAUUCUUAUAUAGAAGAUGAGGCUUUGAUGUUGAUAGAUAUAGCUUAUAGAUUCUUUGAGUGGGUAUAUUGAGGCAGUGUUACUGGUUGCAGGCAUUAUUGAAAGUAACUAAAGUAACCACAUAUGUCAAAGUCCCCAGAGGCUCACUAGUAAAAUCUGAUGUGUAGAUAAUUGUUGACCUCAAUUUUUUUUCUAAAUGUUUCAAUAUAAGGAUUUUUAAAGAGGGAAAGAUAAUUAGGAAAUAGUUAGAUUUGCAGUUGCAUAUAACUGCUGAACCAAAAAACAGAAUUUCUCAUUCGGUGAACAAUGCUUGAUUAAUAUUUUCCAGAAAGAAUAAGCGGUAAAUGAUCUUUGGUUUUAUUUACAUUUAAGACUUUUUUUUCCACUGCAUAUUAUCUUUCACAUUUAAUCAGCCUUUCAUCUUUAAGGAAGUCUUUUUCAUGUCAAAGAACCCUGGGAAGUUUUGCAUUGUGGAAGAAGUCACAUGAAACAGUAUACUCAUAUGAUAUUGUUAAAUACAUGUUUUUUAUGGAUUGCACAUAUUAAUAAUUCAUUAAUAUGGUAGGAAAUUACUCUCAUUCGGAUAAUGUCUCUGCUAGGAUGGAGAGGAUCACAUGUUACACUCUUGGAGCAUCUAUGUAGCUAAGAUUAUUAUUAAUCAUGAAAUUUUAAACUAAUGCAGUUACUGGCCAAGGUAUGAGGCAACCUGUAUUGACCAUUAAGUUCUAAAAGUUUGGACCUUUGCUUUGAUGAGUUUCUGAUAAAAGCAUACAUAAUUUGAUGCCAUGAGAACUGUGUAUUCUUUUGGUGCCUUAACACAGAGCCAAUGAAAUGCUCUGCUGCUACACUGUGCCAACAUUUUCUUAGUAAGGGGCAUCCUGCAGUUAGUUAACCAUAGCCUCUCUAGUCCUGCAAAUGCAGAUGCUUGCUACACAGACUGGUUGAUAUAUGACAGUCAUCAAGCUAUACCUGACAUCUGCAUUAACGCUCUUAUGGCAAAUGUACCAUUGUGAUGCUGCAAUAAAUAAAAAAAAUCAUCAUU